Molecule: messenger RNA, 183 nt
Organism: Colletotrichum abscissum
Lineage: Eukaryota; Fungi; Ascomycota; Sordariomycetes; Glomerellales; Glomerellaceae
Exons: 1
Coding region: 1-183 (60 amino acids)
Source: RefSeq, a predicted model, not a curated record
AUGCUAAUUUUGAUAGAAAUCACCCAUUCAGAAUGCUUGCUUCCUCCCCAGGCGGGCUGGUCAAAAUCCCCGUUAUCCCACACCCUCGCAUGCCUCGGUAUUCACAGCUGGUCGCGUGGCCAUCAAAGGAAAUUCCUCGAGUGGACAGGUGCGAAAUGUGAUAUGAUUGACAACAUACUUUAG